This is a messenger RNA of Paracoccidioides lutzii Pb01, 1827 nucleotides long. RefSeq lists its product as hypothetical. The record is from RefSeq and is a predicted model, not a curated record. The coding region runs from base 1 to 1827 and encodes 608 amino acids. The transcript is spliced from 2 exons.
AUGAUUUCUCAUAGGAGCACAAGGCUUUUCGUUGUGGUUGUUUUCUUUGCCAUUUUCCUUUUAAUCCUGUCUAGUACGCCCUCAACAUCGCUCUCGACAUCGCCCUCAUUGCACAAAAAUAAAGCAAGCUCCUAUAUCGACAGCGUCCCAAGACCAAACCUCCCCAACCUCCUCCCCAAUUUUCCCAAUCUCCCCAACCUCCCGAAACUACCAACCCCUCUGGGCCUCCCAGACAUCAAUUUCCGAAUACCCUUCCCUCAUUCCGUGCACAAACCUCCGGAGCAAAAGAAUAGCACUAGCGGGGAAACAAAAUGGUACAGUGAUUGGAGAUGGCUGAACCCAUUUUCUUCUAGCAUCACCCUGGAUGAAAACCGCUCUGUUCUCCCGCCAUUGCCCCCGAGGACAUUGAUAUUUGCUUACUAUGAUUCAGCGAGCAAGAAGCAGAAAGGCGAAGCUGAAGCUGACAGGCAGCUACUUCUGACAUGGCGUCGUGCCUGGUGGGCCAAAGGUUUCCGCCCGGUGGUUCUGGGUCCUGCAGAGGCGAUGAACAAUCACAUAUAUCAGGAGGUCAAAGCGAAAGGGUUGAACAAGGAGCUUGAGGGGGACUUGAUGAGGUGGCUCGCAUGGGGAAGUGUUGAUUCCGGCAUCCUUGCCGAUUGGAGGUGUUUCCCUAUGACCGACUAUGAGGAUAAAUCAUUGGUCUCUCUUCGCAGGGGAACUGACCCGGAAUUUAUUACUCGAUUCGAGAAUUUGGGCACGGGGUUAUUCUCGGGUGAGCGGAGUCAUGUAAAUGUUGCCAUAAAAUCUGCCCUCGAUAGGGACAACUUGAAAGACGCGAAGAAUAUGAUUGACGUGGUGCCGGAUCAGUUCUUCAUGGUUGAAAAGUCGACAAGUUUUGCAUAUUAUGACCCCACCACCGUUGUUGCUCACUAUUCGCCCAUAGCGGAGAAGAUUGACAAGAACCCGUCCGCUGGGAAACUCGCAUUAGUCGAUCUUAUCAACCUCCACCUACAAGUCACAUUUCAAAAUACAUUCAGCUCGGGAAUAUCAGUCCCCAAGCCAUUCCCGAAGGCCACUACGGUCCUCGUGAACCCAGCAGUCACACUGGCCGGUUUGCUCGCGAAGUGCGCACCAUCCAUGCUCCAAACGUCUUGUCCGCCAAAUAAUCCGUCAUGCAAACCAUGCACUCCAAGAUAUGCAUAUAAGAUACUGCAGCCUAGCAGUUACUUCAAUAACUCUGCGAUCUAUACCAUCGGUGUCCUGCCUCAUCCGUAUACCCUGAUUAGCAUUCAGAGUGAAUCAGCCAACGUGACGAUUCCGUACAUUCGUCGCGAGACCGACCGUGACAGGUGGCUAGUGGAAGCUACAAAGUCCCUCCUUGGGGAACGGCUUGACGGCUCCUCACGAGUCGUUGUUUUCAAAAACAUUGUUGCGGGGAAUUUCGGAAUGUCUAACAGCCUGUGGUUCACCGUGGAGUCAUUUCCAGCAAACCCCAAGAGUGCGCUGCCAUCUGAAACGGUGGAUGAUUUGGAAUGGCACUUUGGUUUCCGUAUCCCGCGUGAGAAGGCAGGCGACUCGCAGACAACUUUUACGGGUGUCUUCCCCGGUGGGGCCAAGGAGAAGAUCAAGACGGAAUUUGAAUUGAUUGGGAAGGCUCGACAGACGUUGGAGAGCGGGAAAAAAGAGGAUAAGAAGAUUAGAGAAGCCUCGGAAGCCUGGAACCUUGCAGAUACGGAAGUAUGGCGGUUUGUACGGGCUUAUAGAGCCAGAAGUGUCAUCGAGAGGAAGAAAUGGGAGCAAGACGAGAAGGGAUAUGCCGGAUCAUAG